Aspergillus fischeri NRRL 181 is the source of this 1893-nucleotide messenger RNA. RefSeq lists its product as uncharacterized. NCBI's taxonomy places the organism in Eukaryota, Fungi, Ascomycota, Eurotiomycetes, Eurotiales, Aspergillaceae. The record is from RefSeq and is a predicted model, not a curated record. The transcript has 5 exons. Gene Ontology annotation, cellular component: lipid droplet. Bases 1 to 1893 code for a protein of 630 amino acids.
AUGGCUCCUGGUCCUUUUAGGAGAAAGCCUCUGGGGCUCGAUGUACCCCGCAACCCUACUCCUGACUCGCCGCCUGGGAUUGCGGCGCUAUUCGUCAUCCGCUUCGAUAUCAAGGCUGGAUACGUAAUUUCAUGGAAACGUACCAUUCCUGGAGUUGAGAUAGAAGGAGUCGUCGAAUACAAAUCGCUUCCGUCGGGUCUUCAUAAUGUCUCAGAGGAUCUAGUAUAUUUCGUCCAUGAACAGUAUGCCGGGAUCAGUUCGUUCGUCAACCAACCCGCGGAAGAAGCAGAGCGCAAUGCGCAGAUGUUUGCCGUGGGGAUUCUGGUCCCCUUGAGCUUUGGUAGACUCGGGAAAAGUUGGAGGCACGCUCCAAGGCUAAAGGAAUUGGCAGAGACCUAUGCCAAGGAUAUGACAAACACUCAACCUUUGUUGGACUACUGGGAUAACUUUGAGAUUCGCGUGAACGAUGCAUCGACCAUACCUGCUGAUUCUCCGCUGGAAUCACCUGUCAGCCUCAGGUUCAGAGAGCGACCGGACAACUUACAGCGUAAUCGCGCAUUCAGCGACGCAAUAGUACUGGAAGCGUCCAGGCCGGCCCUAACGCCUUUCCAUCCAGCGUCGUCACUUCCCGAAUUCCUUGACUCUUUCGGUCCUUUGAUAUUCCCCUUGUACAGAGCAGCAUUAUUACGCAAGCGUAUUCUUUUCAUGGCCGAAGCGCCAGUCCAUAUACCCUGUAACUAUGGUAAAUGGGAUCCUCCCGCGCCCAACCCCCCUUGGCCCUUGCUAACAAAAGCAGUAUAUGAUUUGUCGUUGUUAGCAUCGCUACCGAAUUACCUUCUUCCACUGCUUCCACCUGGCGGUUCACUUCCUCCCCGACCUCGCGCGCUGUUCAAUAUCGGCAUCCAUGAUAUACCCUACAUUUCAUCGUUCGUGAACGUCUCUGCGAAGACUGAGCCCGAUGCCGCUUGGAUAGCCUGCAGCACAGACAGUGUGCUUAGCAUGAAAAGCGAGCUCUUCGACGUCCUGGUUACUCUGCCUGCGCCACAUGCUAGCAACGCAGCCCAAAAAGUCUUCCCUAAAAUUUCCGUCUUGCCUAACCGAAGCGCGCAGCAUAACUCGUCUCAAGCAAUCUACCUGAAAGCCACACAGCGCGAUGCGCGACGCUACACCAUCCUCCGCAGGGGCUUACACCACAUCUCCCACGAUAACACUGCAUCUGGUGAAGAUGAGGACUCCGAUGCUGCAUCUACGUACUCAUCCAGUCCGGUCGUCGAGCCCCUGUCGUGGACACGCCUAGCCUACACAUCCUUCAUCUGGUGGGCAUCCGCAGGCGAGAAGCGUGACGGACUCACGGAAGAAGAGGAAGAAGAGCGCCAAAUUGAGCAAGACACGCGACUCCUAGCCAGCUUGGAAGCCAUGCCGACCCCGUCCUCAGGAUCUCUUGGCCGCCAUUCCAUGCCAGCGGAGGACGCUUCGCAACCUCCCGAAAUCGCACUGGUCGCCUACUUCCGUCGCCUGACGACCCAGCUCUUCGUUACGUUGUCGGACGUGAUUGCCCGUCAGGACGGCAGAAACGACGAACAGGAUGAGGAUAUCGGCGCCCCGUACGAGGACGAACCGGAGGAAGCGGAUGCCGAACCCUCUAUCUCCGUUGGCAGGGAAGUUUCGCAAGGAGACGACUCGAGACGGCCCUUACUGCCAUCUAGGGCCAAGUCCUCACCUGAGGAUGACGAGCCGGUGACUAUCACCUCCGAGGAUAUGACUGAGAUGGGCCUCGAUGUGUGGAGUGCUUCCGACCGCGUCUUUGUCGAGGAGUUGGUGCAGUCAUGGUGGGGUCGCGAAGCCUACAUUGAUAGCGCGCGUAUUAAGUGCUGUGGGAUUUCGAUCGUUUGA